AUGGCCGCCGCGACCACUUCCGCCCCGGAUAUGGGCGCAGUCACCACCACUCUACACACCAACGCCAACCUGGCUGCUGUUGCUCCCAUGGGCCCGAUGCCCAGCGCUGGUCCUUACGAGACAUCCCCGUCCCAACCAACUCCGCAUACUCUUGCUACCGGUGCGCCGUGCCAGAAGUCGCACCGCAACUGCAAGUAUGCGGCAGAACACGACUCGUCCAUGCUGUCAGACGGCUCCGAUGCCGAGAUCGCUGAUGUUCAGCGACCCCCCAAGAGGAACUGCCUACCUGCGACAACGCCCUCGGGACCACAGCCGUCGGAAUCCUCCUUUGUUCCCCUGCGCAAUGGAGAGCCGACAGGCCAUGCUGCUCUGGAGGAACUGACGUCGCGACUGGACCGCUUGGAGAAGCAGUUCAUGAUAAAGAGCCCUGCGGGCACGGAAUUUAGCGGAACUGGUCAGCGUUUGCCGCUAUCAGCAGAAACGAUACGAGGGCUGACUGUCAAGAGAGGCGCCCUACGAACACGGUUCUUUGGUCAAAACAGCGUGCGCGUCUUGCUGAAUCUGGUAACUCUCCCAGGCCCUGAAUACCUUCAGAUAGCACCCCUAACCCACCCUUCCCAGUUCGAUGACGCCAAGGAUUUCAUGGCAAAUCAGUCCAAGAUUGAGGGUAUCCGAGACAUCAUGUACGGCCUGCAAAUACUCCACAAGCGGGUUCAGGAAGAGUACCGAAAGUCCUUGUCCCCAAUAUCUGUCUUUGCCGACUCUGUCAUUCCGGUUCAGAAACGCAUGCAGGAUAUCCUUCCGAAGAAGGCGGUAUGCGACAGGCUACUGGCCUCUUACAUCGACACAUCCGAAACUAUCUACCGAAUGAUACACGUACCCACAUUCAAGGAACAACACGAACUGUUCUGGGAAGGAAAGUUGCCGGGCGAUGCCUUCCUGCCUCAGCUCCUGGCGGUCUUGUCUAUCGGUUCGAGGUUCGAGACGAAAUCAAAGGGGCUCGGCCAUGAGCGUGUGGAAGGCGUGCACAUCCCAACAGCCUGCGCGCUUGUCAGGUCGUGGCUGGACGGCCUCAAGGGCAAACAGCUGGUCGAUUUGACGACAUUGCAGACAGAGAUCCUGCUGGUGCACGCGCAGAGGAUGACUACCCCGCGGCCGCAAGAUUCGUGGGCUCAGUUGGGGUACAUCGUGCGCAUGGCCAUGACCAUGGGCUUGCACCGAGAUCCGUCUGAAUUCGAGCCCAGAGUACCGGUUUUCUUUGGGGAGCUUCGAAGAAGGCUGUGGUUCACUAUCCUCGACAUGGAUUUGCAUUUGUCGCUGGCUUGCAACCUUUCUUGUCUUGUGCGCGAGGGAGACUUCACGUGCAGGCCGCCCCGGAACCUGGACGACAGCGAUCUCUAUUUCGACAUGAAGGAAUUGCCGCCAAGCAAGCCCAUCGACCAGCUUACCGACAACCAGAUGCAGGUUUAUGCUGCGAUGACGCUUGGCGUCCGAAUGCAAGUGGCGCACCUGAUCAACCGCGUCGAUUCCAUCCGGGACUACAGCGAAGUCAUCGAAGUUGGGACGAAGCUGGACCGGUUCUUGGAAGACAUUAACUAUCUCUUCCCCCGCCAUGGCAUUCUCAACGAGGUAGAAAAGAGCAAGCAGUGGAGGUCCAGGGUCAUCCUCGACAUGCACGUGCGACGGCCGUUGCUGGCCCUCUACCGCCCGUUCGCCUUGGGGUUGCCGGAUGCGCCGUCACAGAUAUCGAGGGCCUACCUGCGAUCCUCCAUGGUCAUAAUGAGGUACCUCGACGAACUCGAUCCGCUGCUCAGCCACUUCCAAGACGUCAGCGAUAUGUACCACAUGGUGCUGAAGAAGGACAUUCUGCAGGCAGCUUUCAGCGUGUGCUUCUACAUCAAGGCUGCCACCGAAUCGCACGUUAACGGCAACACGCUUGGAAUCGCCUCUACCGUGGCCAUGUCUCCGGAUCCGAUGGACGACGGCGUUGCUUUCAGCACCGAGACGUUUGCGCUCUGGUCGCCCUCGCGCCUGAUCAAGACGGUCGAGAAGACACUCAACCUGCUUGUCCGCAACGUCGGCGGCAACGAUCUGAAGGACAUCGUCGCGCUUGCUGUUGUGCUGGCCUCCGUGCAGUCAAUGAACCAGGAGCAGAAGUUGCAGGACAUCCGACGUAGCCUGCAGGGCGUCUUCGACGCGUGCAAAGCCUCCACCAACACGAACCCCGAGAAGAUGUCCCUGCAGAAUCCAGCCGAUUCGAUGGAUCCCUACAUGCAGACGAGAGCGCCAUUCAUGUUCCAUGCGAAUGCGUCGGCGGCUGCGGUAAGUGACUACGGCGGCUGGGUUCUGUGGGACGGAUGGGACUGGGCUGAUGCAUGGUCGGCAGACUCUGGAUGA
Colletotrichum spaethianum is the source of this 2397-nucleotide messenger RNA. Its product is annotated as transcription factor lepE. The record is from RefSeq and is a predicted model, not a curated record. The transcript is spliced from 2 exons. The coding region runs from base 1 to 2397 and encodes 798 amino acids. Gene Ontology annotation, biological process: DNA-templated transcription; regulation of transcription by RNA polymerase II. Gene Ontology annotation, molecular function: zinc ion binding; DNA-binding transcription activator activity, RNA polymerase II-specific; RNA polymerase II cis-regulatory region sequence-specific DNA binding. Lineage: Eukaryota; Fungi; Ascomycota; Sordariomycetes; Glomerellales; Glomerellaceae. Gene Ontology annotation, cellular component: nucleus.